AUAAAAAUGAAUCUAUUUUUUUCUUUUUAUAAAAAUUUUUCUAAAAACUAAAAAAUUUACAAUUAUUUUAAAGUUGUUUCGUUUGCAACUUUAUUUUACACAUAAAAAGAAUACUUCUAAAAAUCUCAAAAUGUUUAUACUCAUGAUUCUUAAACAUAUGAUGCCAAAUUAAAAGAAUAAUUUUAAAGGAAAAUACCUGAAUUGGAUAACUUUUUUUCAAAUGUAAUGAUUUUAUCAGGAAAUGCAAAUAAGGAUUUAGCAAAUGAAAUAUCUAAGAUCCUUGGAAUUUAAUUAGGUGAUUGCACUAUAGGAAGAUUUGCAGAUGGAGAAGUCAAUAUUUCAAUAAAUGAAAGUGUUAGGGGAAAAGAUAUUUAUGUCAUACAACCCACUUGUUCUCCAGUAAAUGAAAAUAUAAUGGAACUUCUUUUAAUAAUAUCAGCUCUUAGAAGAGCUUCAUCUAGAAGAAUAAAUGUUUUAAUGCCUUAUUAUGGCUAUUCGCGUUAAGAUAGAUAAACUGCUCCUAGAGUACCUAUUAGUGCUGCAGACGUAGCUCGUCUUUACGAGAACGUAGGAGUAGAUAGAGUAAUAUGUAUUGAUUUACAUUGUGGAUAAAUAUAAGGUUUUUUCGGUCCUAAAGUACCUGUGGAUAAUUUAGAAGCUAAUUUAGUUGGAUUAAACUAUUUCUUAUAACAAUAGGGCUUGGACUUAUCAAAUAUGGUAAUUGUAAGCCCUGAUGCAGGAGGAGUUACUAGAGCAAAAAGAUUUUAAGAAUUAUUUAACAUAAAAGCAAGGUAAAAUAGUUCUUUAGCAAUGAUUAUAAAAUAAAGAGAUUAACCUGGAAAAAUAGCUUAGAUGAAUUUGGUGGGUUCAGUAGAAGGAAAACAUGCAAUUAUUGUAGAUGAUAUGAUAGACACAGCAGUAAUAUUAUAUUUUAUAGGGAACAUUGUGUGAAGCAGCUAAAACUUUAAAAAGCUUUGGGGCUUUGAGUGUUAGUAGUUUUGCUACUCAUGGUCUUUUUAAUGGUAAAGCUUUUGAUAAUAUUAAAAAAUCUGAAUUAGAUAAUAUUAUUGUUACUAAUACUACUCCUAAAAAAAGCGGAGAAGAAUAAAUUGAAAGAAUUACAAGAUUAUCUGUUGCACCAUUAUUAGCUGAAACUAUAUAUAGGGUUCAAAAAAAAUAAUCAGUAGCUGACUUAUUUAGUAGUACAAAGGAUAAUUAUUAAAAAUAAACAAUAUGAAAAAAUAAACAAUUGCUUUAAUUUUUUUUAUUUAAAUAUUUAUUUGUUUUAUGAUUAAGAUAAAAUAUUAAUCAAUAU
Molecule: messenger RNA, 1315 nt
Organism: Ichthyophthirius multifiliis
Lineage: Eukaryota; Ciliophora; Oligohymenophorea; Hymenostomatida
Product: phosphoribosylpyrophosphate synthetase, putative
Exons: 9
Biological process (GO): purine nucleotide biosynthetic process; 5-phosphoribose 1-diphosphate biosynthetic process
Cellular component (GO): ribose phosphate diphosphokinase complex; cytoplasm
Molecular function (GO): magnesium ion binding; ribose phosphate diphosphokinase activity
Source: RefSeq, a predicted model, not a curated record